AUGGACUCAGAAGACGGAGAGCUGUUCAUAAAGCAACUGGCCACUUUCGUGCGCACCCACGAAAAGGCCCUGGCCAACGCUUUGCAACUGCGAAGGCAAAACCCCCCUCGACAUGGAGCUUCACAAAGCGUUUCCGCAGUGCCGACCGCAGGGCUCACGACUCCGACGACCAUUCCCGAACGACCUUCCACUGCUGCAGGGCCCUCUUCGAAUGGACUCGCCGCUGCGCUGUCCUUCGGCUCCCUGAACUUCACGUCUCAGACGGCCAAAUCAGCAAAGUUGGCUCUCACACCGCACCACCUAUUCUACCUCCUCUCGCGGUUCGAGGAGCUCAAGAUACCCGUCGGCCCCAUGAAGGUGCGCCUUGAGAAUUUACAUGAUACGAGUACAUCAGCGAAUUAUGUAUCGUUCCUGAGCCAGUCACAACGCUCCAAGACUCGAAGCUCAGAGGUCGGUUCAAUCCGGUCCGUGUCCAGCAUCCGAAGUGUCAUGUCUGGGAUGUCUGCACUGUGGUCGAAUUUUGGCAUCGGAUCGGGCAUGUCUGCUGCUCGCACUGAAAGACAAAAAGCUGCUCUGGACGCCGACCUAAAAUAUCUGUAUUCGGCAUUCACCAAGGUGCCGUGCCUUCGCCUGGCACCAGACUUUCGCGCUCGGCUUAUCAAGGGUUACGAGGAAUUCCCCUUCGACUCAGCAGUACCAUUACACAUUUUCAAGAACUGCCAGGCGCUCGAGGUUAGCGACAUCGACUUUCGGCAGUUCUUCGGCUGGGAUCGCAUGGCGGACCAGCUGAGGUCCCUGACAGUCAAGCGAGCGAGCCUCACCGACCCUGCUGAUAUUCUCAUCGACAUCGUGCUUGACGACAUGGAUAAAAGGAGACGGCGAACAUCGAAGUCACAUUCGUCACCGACAACAACAUGGCCCGGAACUGCUAGCCCACGGCGGAGUAUGACGCUGGCGACUCCUGCCGAGUUGAAGAAGUCAACUUCGGCACCGGGAUCGCCGGGUACACGAGCUGCAGAUCUGAAUGUCGGCUCCAUAGGGAGCGAGGCCGCUGUCGACCAUGAGAACGAGCUUGCCCUUCGGAACAGCAGGCGAGCCUCUGUCGCUGUCGUCGAGGUACCUAAGUCGCCCACAAAGAGCUCACGUCCCAGGAGCCACUCUCCCAGGAGGCCCGCUAGUGCUCGGCACGGUUCCCAUCACGUCCGCGGCUCUCACAAGGUCCAUCGCUCAGGCUCCGGCAGCUCGCAGUCGAGCAUGUCCGAUUCCUGGCACCACAACCGGGGCAGCACUUCAAACCUUCUGUCUACGGGUGCGCUUCCGUCCUCAAAAUGGCGUUUCUUGAGGCAUCUGAGUCUCGCAGAGAACGGCCUUGUCUCGAUACCCGAGGCCAGUCUUGCGCCUUUGGCCAAUACACUCUACUCGCUUGACCUGUCCUCGAACGAGUUCAACGAGAUCCCUGACAGCCUGGCCACGCUCACUGCCCUCCGGGCUCUUAACCUGUCAAAGUGCACUAUCGAGUCUCUCCACUCGCUCACGCGCAAUCCGCUGCCGGCAAUCACGGCAUUGAACCUGCGGGACAACCGCCUUCAAUCGCUGGCCGGAAUCGAGAGACUGUAUCCAUUGGAGAGGCUGGACUUGAGGGACAACCGUCUGACAGACCCUGUCGAGCUAGCGCGCUUGACGAGAAUUCCUGACAUCCGUGAGAUUUGGGUCGAGGGAAACCCUUUCACCCGCACGCACAAGGACUACCGUAUCACAAUCUUCAACUUGUUCAGGCAGUCGCCUGGCUACACUGAGGAUGUUUUGAUUGACAUGACGGGUCCCACCUACUCGGAAAGGAAGCAUCUAGUUGAACGUACCCAGGAGCCAGCUCCGGUUCCUGUCAUCAAGCCUCCGGUCCCGGAGUUGAAGGCGGUUGACGUGAGCAAGCCGGCGAUCGUCUACGACAACCCCAAGGAGCCCUCGGUGCUUCGUAAAGAGCGCCCGGCGCCAAAAGCGACCGCCAGUGAGGUCAACACCAACUCCACUCGGAGCCGUCGCAGAGCGCCAAAACGGCGCAUUGUGGAUCUGGCCGACUCUCAAGCUCAUGUUGCCAGGCAGCCAGGUGAAAACGAAGCAAUGGGGGCAGUGACUGGCCUCGAUAGCAACUACCGUAUUUCACAAACCACCGAGAUACAUCAAAACAACCCCAACGUGGCAGAGGAAGGCCGGACCCAGGCGAGCCGUGGUGUCCCCCGCAUCGACACAUCUGUCAUUCCCAAGCUACCACCUGUGUCGCCUACCCAGGAAAUUGGAACGCCCACAUCGUGGACGGACUCCCAGAAAUGGGAUGUCGGAGGCGAGAUGUACCGGCGCAAGAUUGAGGCCUUGCGAACUCAAGUUGGCGAGGGCUACCUCAACGUUCUCAGUGAAGAGCACUGGGAUGUGAACGGUACACCUCACUUUCCGGGGUCGCGUUUCGGACAUCCUGACUCACCAAUGCACCCAAGUCCGGCCGUACAUCGACCAACUCUGCAACCUAUCCACAGCGGUCGCACACUUGGAUGA
This is a messenger RNA of Diaporthe amygdali, 2547 nucleotides long. RefSeq lists its product as uncharacterized. Gene Ontology annotation, molecular function: protein kinase binding. The record is from RefSeq and is a predicted model, not a curated record. Bases 1 to 2547 code for a protein of 848 amino acids. Lineage: Eukaryota; Fungi; Ascomycota; Sordariomycetes; Diaporthales; Diaporthaceae. The transcript has 2 exons. Gene Ontology annotation, cellular component: cytoplasm.